AUGGCGUUCGAUCACGCGGACCUGGUGCUGUCCCUGUGCACGGGGCUCGGCACCCACCAGGAGCUACCGGACGACCUCAUCAUCUACAAAAAGGGGCCGGACUGCGUAGACUGCCUAAAAGACUUGCAGCGCUUCCUCCGGCGUGACGACCCCGACAGUCGUGAUGUGUUCUUCUUCCUUGGACAGAUGGACUUGCCUAGGAACGAUCUGGUCCCUCUGAUCACGACGUACCCAAACGAUUCGGACAUCGUCUACAAUGCAUUGAAGGUGCUCACAUUCCUCACGAUGCCUGUGGAGGCUGGGACAUUCAACACAAGCCUGCAGGCAGACUACAUAGAAAAGGCCCGAGCCGCUGUCGUUGAGGGCCACGUGCUGCAACAGAUGGCAGGCUUCCUUGCCAGCCACCUACCCGAUUCAGUGUGCAUGGGCAGGGAAAGCAUCCUCAGGCUGCAGCUCUUCCUUUUGCUGGUUCGAAACUUGCUCAUCAUGCCAGAGGGAUCUGGUUUCAACAGAACACAAACGUCCAUCUGGACACAGGAAAAACUGAUCGACCAUCUGUUUGAGGCCAAUGUGGUGGAGCUGUUGCUGGCUGUUUCUCAACAUGCUGGACAGCCACACAUUCGCGAUGAGGCGCCACUGCUGCUGUCCAUUUUCUAUCACCUCUACAACAACGUCGACCCUGAGAAGAUGCUUGCAGCCAAAUGGACCAAGAGCGUUAGCCACAUUCCCCAACCUCCGAAGCAAGCGGUCCAUGCCUCCAUGGCGCGGCAGCGAUCUGUUGACAGGAAGCGGCGGCAGCCAGUGGCAUCCAGGAGACUACGAUAUGGUGGUCAUUUUGUGCAGAGGCACAAUGACCACACCCAUGACAUAAUCACCAAGGCAUGCCAACCCGUUGAGAUUCAAAUGGCUGCACCACAGCACAAGGUCUUCCGAGAACCAGAGAAAGCCACCACGUCAAAUCGCAUCCUUGCCUGCCUCAGGCAGUCUGCCGAUGCCUUCCUGCUUGAGGCUUAUGGCCUCCUGAUGCCAGUGGUUCAGAAGGCGCUGGCGCCUGGCCUUGGAAUUUCUGUCCUUCAGAGGGACGACUUCCUGCACUACCUCAAAGUGGCCCGUUUUUUCAUCCAGUACGUCUGCUUGAAAUUGGAACGUUCAUCCAGUGCCCACACCUCCAUCAACAAGGAUCCCACUUCUCAAUCCACAACAUCCCCAUUCUCAUGCAUUUCUGCCACAGUGGGAUGGGAGCUAUUCCACAUGGUUCGAGUUAUGUGGUUGUCCCAGACGGACAUACCAGGGAAAUCAGAGGACAAAGAUUGGGAGCUUCAGCGAGCCUCUCUGGGACUCCUGAAAGAGCUGCUGUUCGCACUGCACCUGGCCCACAAGCAGGGAACGGAUGCCGACAAGAAGGCAGCCAACCGGCUGCAGCGAAGACUCCUUCACGAUGACAUGAGGGAAUCGGGGCUGUUGCCAGUUCUUGGGCGGCUCAUCCGGGGCUUUUCUAAGAAGUACCAGGGGAGGCAGGACGCCACAGACAUGGUGGAAGCCCUGCACGUCGUCUUGGAAACAUAUGAGAAGCUGUCUUCUGAGGAGGGUGGAAAGUUCUACGUUGCUAAAAAGGCAAGAGCGAAGCGAAAACAGACUGCAACAGAUGGCACAGAAAUGGGAAGUGACCCAACCAACAACAAUGGGGGUUUUGGGGAGGAUUGCGGCAAGGACUCUGCAGAUCGAGUGUCAGGUGCUGGCACAGAUGGCUGCGAAGAGAAUGGUGGUACGCAACCGUCUAAAGAUGGGGAACAGCUGCCAAAAGAACCUCACUGUGAAGGCCAGGAAAGGACGCCACUUGAGGAGUUGCUGGGGAAAGAAUCAUCGGAGGAUGAGGAGAGUGAAGGAAACAACACUGAGCAACUCCCCUCAACAAAAGAAGUGUACCAUGACUUCUCAAGGCGCUUGCACCAAGAGGUGGCACAUCCGGAUGUUGUGAGCUUUUACAUUGGGCUGCUGAAUGGAAACAAGCUCACAGAGGAUGCCACACCUGAGCAAGAUUCUGCAUGA
Molecule: messenger RNA, 2049 nt
Organism: Ostreobium quekettii
Lineage: Eukaryota; Viridiplantae; Chlorophyta; Ulvophyceae; Bryopsidales; Ostreobiaceae
Source: the annotation of a GenBank genome assembly